Acomys russatus (golden spiny mouse) is the source of this 2281-nucleotide messenger RNA. RefSeq names its product collagen type X alpha 1 chain (gene Col10a1). The record is from RefSeq and is a predicted model, not a curated record. NCBI's taxonomy places the organism in Eukaryota, Metazoa, Chordata, Mammalia, Rodentia, Muridae. The coding region runs from base 13 to 2055 and encodes 680 amino acids. The transcript has 2 exons. Gene Ontology annotation, molecular function: protein binding.
CCAUCUAAAAACAUGCUGCCACAGAUAGCCUUUCUGCUGUCAAUGUCUUUGACUUCAGUUCAUGGAAUGUUUCAUGCUGAGCGAUACCAAACUCCCACAGGCAUAAAGGGCCCACUUCCCAACACGAGGACACAGUACUUCAUCCCGUACUCCAUAAGGAGUAAAGGACUUCAAGUAAGAGGAGAGCAAGGCAUUCCUGGUCCACCAGGCCCAGCUGGACCUCGAGGACACCCAGGUCCCUCAGGACCUCCAGGAAAGCCAGGCUAUGGAAAUCCUGGACUCCAAGGAGAGCCAGGCUUGCCAGGACCACCAGGAAUAUCAGCCACUGGGAAGCCAGGCCUGCCAGGCCUGCCAGGCAAACCAGGGGAGAGAGGACCAUAUGGACACAAAGGAGAUAUUGGCCCAGCUGGCUUACCAGGACCUCGGGGCCCUCCAGGGCCACCUGGAAUCCCUGGCCCAGCUGGAAUUUCUGUGUCAGGAAAACCUGGACAGCAGGGACCAACAGGUGCCCCAGGACCUAGGGGCUUUCCUGGAGAAAAGGGGGGCCCCGGAGCCCCUGGUAUGAAUGGAAAGAAAGGAGAAACAGGAUAUGGUGCUCCUGGCCAUCCAGGUGAGAGGGGCCUUCCAGGUCCUCAGGGUCCCGUAGGACCCCCUGGCCCUCCUGGAGUGGGAAGAAGAGGUGAAAAUGGCUUCCCAGGACAGCCGGGAAUCAAAGGUGACCGGGGUUUCCCGGGAGAAAGGGGACCAUUAGGGCCACCAGGUCCCCAAGGUCCUCCUGGGAAACAAGGGCGUGAAGGUAUUGGGAAGCCAGGGGCCCGGGGAGCCCCGGGUCAGCCAGGUAUCCCAGGGGAAAAAGGCCACCCAGGGGCUCCAGGAUUAGCUGGGCCUCCAGGAGCUCCUGGCUUUGGAAAACAAGGCUUGCCAGGCUUGAGGGGACAAAGAGGGCCUGCUGGCCUUCCUGGGGCCCCAGGUGCCAAAGGGGAACAAGGGACAGCAGGCCAUCCUGGAGAUCCAGGUGUGACUGGAUCCCCUGGGAAUAUGGGACCCCAAGGUCCUAAGGGAAUCCCAGGGAACCAUGGUAUGCCAGGCGCUAAGGGUGAGGCAGGUCCAGUUGGGCCUGCUGGGCCACCUGGGGCUAGAGGGGUAAGGGGCCCCCCUGGGUUAGAUGGAAAAAUAGGGUAUCCUGGGGAGCCAGGUCUCGAUGGUCCUAAAGGUAACCCAGGGUUACCAGGACCAAAGGGUGACCCUGGAGUGGGAGGAGCCCCUGGUCUUCAAGGUCCUGUUGGCCCUGCAGGAGCAAAGGGAGUGCGUGGACAGAGUGGCGAGGCGGGUCCAAGAGGUGAGCCUGGAAUACCGGGUACCAGGGGCCCCAUUGGGCCGCCAGGUAUCCCAGGAUUCCCUGGCUCUAAGGGUGAUCCUGGAAAUCCAGGUCCUCCUGGCCCAGUUGGCAUGGCAACUAAGGGCCUCAGUGGGCCCACCGGUCCUCCGGGUCCUCCUGGUCCGAGAGGCCACAGUGGAGAACCUGGUCGCCCAGGGCCCCCAGGACCCCCAGGACCCCCCGGCCAAGCAGUCAUGCCUGAUAGUUUCAUAAAGGCAGGCCAGAGGCCCAGGCUUCCUGGGAUGCCUCUUGUCAGUGCUAACCGUGGAGCAUCAGGAACGUUGGUGUCUGCUUUUACCGUCAUUCUCUCCAAAGCUUACCCAGCAGUAGGCGCCCCCAUCCCAUUUGACGAGAUUCUGUAUAACAGACAGCAGCAUUAUGACCCAAGAUCUGGGAUCUUUACCUGUAAGAUCCCAGGCAUAUACUAUUUCUCCUACCACGUGCACGUGAAAGGGACUCACGUUUGGGUAGGCCUGUAUAAGAACGGCACGCCCACGAUGUACACGUACGAUGAGUACAGCAAAGGCUACCUGGAUCAGGCUUCAGGGAGCGCCAUCCUAGAGCUCACAGAAAACGACCAGGUGUGGCUCCAGCUGCCCAACGCAGAGUCAAACGGCCUCUACUCCUCUGAGUAUGUCCACUCGUCCUUCUCGGGGUUCCUGGUGGCGCCCAUGUAAGCACUUCCCGCCAAGCUCAUCUAAAUCCCUCGCUUGGAAAGGCUUCCCCCCAGUUCCAUCGCGCCCGCCCUGGAGAUGCGGAUGGAGGUAGGCUAAAAGUAAUGUGAACAACUUUAACUUUCUAAGAUGCACUCCGAGGCCAAGUUUCCUCCUGUAAAAGUGAGCAGCCACGGUGACCGUGUGAGGACUCUCCUCAACACUCAGGAAUCCUAAAGCCCUGGGGAGA